Trichechus manatus latirostris (Florida manatee) is the source of this 5430-nucleotide messenger RNA. RefSeq names its product KIAA1549 ortholog. The record is from RefSeq and is a predicted model, not a curated record. The transcript is spliced from 18 exons. Bases 16 to 5430 code for a protein of 1804 amino acids. Lineage: Eukaryota; Metazoa; Chordata; Mammalia; Sirenia; Trichechidae.
GUGUCUUCACACUCCAUGGAGCCCCCGUUGGGGAGCAGCACCAUGCACAGCAGUGCACACGUGGCCUUAACAGAACCCGCUCCAGAGCCCCCGCGAAGCAGCUCUGCCCACGCCACAUCCCCUCCGCCUGCCACCUCUUUUCAUAUCACCUUUUCUAACCAAGGAGAAGUGGCCCAGAGUUCAGCAGGUCCCAGCGUCUUUGUGGCAAAUUAUGUGUCGGUGAGGAGCAAUGAGGUGGUCCCGGAUGACGACGAGAUGGAUAACUUUUUGCCAGAUGCCCACUGGACCACUUCACAGGUGCGCUCUCCUGCACGGGACAUUACAGUCAGCCCCCUCGGGCUGCCCACAGAUGCGCCAGGAGCUGUGCUGACGUCGUCCUUACCCGUUAUUUCUUUACCCAACCAAGAAGUGGCAUCCACCUGGCACCACGCCGCGCAGCCAUCCCCGACAGAUGCCGAACCCCCCCGUGGUCCCAGCCUGUCUCCAUCAGCUUUUCCCACUUCCAAGGGCUUGGUUCCGACUCUGGGCAGUAAUUUGGUGCUUUAUCCCACUGACGCGUUUGGGCACUGGUCAAGCAGGACUUUGCUGGAGAGUGUGGCUUCAGUCGUGGAGGAUGCAGAAACCCUCCCCUCGGGUUCUCCGUCUCCAGUGCCCGAGACGGUAGGCGAUGGCCUCACUCAACAGCCGUCUCUCCCCGUAGGGGAGGCCACGCAGCUCCCUGAGCAGGUUCUGGCAGCAAGUACAGAUGGCCGUGCUGAGGCGACCACCAUUUUGAGUCAAGGUUUAAAAAGCACCGUUUCUCCACAAAUAUACCCGACCACACCUGUGCUAAACACAGCCCUUGCUUUCAGCAGCACCACAGAUUCUACUUCGUUUUCAGCCCCCCUUGUAUUUGUACCCUUUUCUACUCCAUCACCUGAUGUUUGGGAUCACCCUUUUCUUCCUAGCAACUCCAGUGAAACGUCCGAACCACCCAGUAACUCAGUGUCCCCACCUCAUGUGGCUGACGUGCCUGUCCUGAGCCCCAUGCCUUUCUCUAGACUGCGUGCGUGGUGCGUGUCCUGCAGUCUGUCUUCACCUCAGCAAGCUCUGUCCUCAAGCUUCCUGGAGAAAGAUGUGGGCUCGGCGGACGGCCCUGAGACCUUGUGUUUGACCAUAUUGGAAGCCAGCAGCCUCACUCCACUGGGUAGCAUAGCAACAGCCGACUUCUCCGAAUUUGAGGAGACUCCUCAACAAUUUAAUACACUUUUCCCCUCAAGACCUGUAGUUUCACUUUCUUCUCCAUCUGUGGAAAUCCCAGAACCGAGCCUCAGUGCCUCAGCUGAGGUGGACAUGAGUAGCGUUGUGUCCACACACAUUUCUCCUCCCUAUGAUCACCCUUCUGUCACAGGGUCACUUGAGUCUUCAUCCUUCAGCUCUUCCUCAGUUAUAGAAAUUGAAGUCAUGUCAUCCAGUGUUUUCCUUGACUCAUCUUUCUCUGUCACAGCAAAUAAAAACACCUCGUCGCUUGCUAUCACAGACUCAAGCCUUUUCACGCCCUAUAGUUUGGUUCCUUCGGUAGAAUCUUCGCUUUUCUCUGACCAAGAACCACCUAGUUUUUCCCAACACAAAACUGGAAGUGUUUUGGAUUUUGCAUCCAGCUUUUUCUCGACGCCUCUGCUGGAGUUCAGCAGCUUGGUAUCUUCAUCCUCAGAAGUUCUGGCAUCUGCGUCUGCCGUAUCAAGUGAUUUGUCGAUGUUUAUUUCUCAGGCGUUUUCUACACUGGUGGAGGCAUUUACGUCAUCUGCCUCUGUCAGUUGGCAGUCACCUCUGUUUUCUGUUCCUAAUUCCACAGACCUUGGAUUUUCCCAGCUCUGGCCAAGUUCAGACCCUCUUUCAAACACAUUCACUUUUCUACCUGGUUACUCUGAAAGGCCACCACUAUCAAGUGUACCAUCUGAUUCUUUCAAGUUCUCUGAAGCAUCAGUGGUUUCACUGACAGAUUCUGACACUCAUUUUACCUCAGCUUUCACUGAAACUACCUCCUGUUUUGAGUUUUCACUCAUUUCCCAUGAGUCUGCAGUCACCACACUGGCGCCCUCUAGUUCUGAGUCUAUCUUUGACCUUGCAAUUGAUGGGACUCUCUUCACAUCACCAUUGACUGCUUCUCAUGCUCCGCCCACGUUCACUGAGUCGCCUCUGUUUUCGACUCCCAUGCCUCCUGACGAUGACGUCAGCACUACAGAUCACCACACGUCUGUCUUACCCUCUUUUUCCACCAUCAUUCCUACCAUGACGGUAUCAGUAACAAACGUGUACCUGCCAUCAGCUUCUUCAUUUGUUUCUGAGGUGACCCCCUCAUCUCUCCCCACAGAGCCAAUAUUUGUGGGCACAUCCUUCGUGCCCACAGAUUUACCAGUGAACACCUCCACUGAACCCAGCACAUCUAAUUCCAGUGCUGCUACUGUUCGUACUGUUGACCCCACCCUCGCCCUGAGCAGCAGGACUGCAAGUCAGAACCCCCACAAGGGCUCUACUGCUCUUCCUCUGCCAUCUCUUCCUCCGGGGACCACCACCACUCCCGACGCCAUGCUCAACACACCACCGCUGAUCACCACCAAGCCACCAUAUGUGUGUGAUAUCACAGUUCCUGAUGCCUAUUUGAUCACAGCUGUGCUGGCCCGAAGAGCCGUGCAGGAGUACAUCAUCAUGUCCAUCAAAGAAGUGCUGCGCGUCCACUUCAACCGGGCCGUGGAGCUGAAGGUUUAUGAGAUACUCCCUGACUUCACUUUCCUGGUGACGUCUGGCCCCUUCGUUUACACGGCAGUAUCGGUCAUCAACGUCCUCAUCAGUAGUAAGCUUGUGCGCGACCAGACGCCUUUAAUCCUGUCUGUGAAACCUUCCUUCUCUGUGCCAGACCCUAGGUUCCAAGUCCAAACAGUACUCCAGUUUGUGCCUCAGAGUGUGGACACUGGCUUCUGCAACUUCACCCAGCGCAUCGAGAAAGGCCUGAUGAUCGCGCUCUCGGAAGUAAGGAAGCACCACCCCGGCACCUAUAACCUCACGGUGCAGGUGAGAAGGUCCCUGACCUUCCAGUACCCACAGCUCAACUUAUCACAGCUGUUGAAGUCCUCUUGGGUAAGAACAGUCCUCCUGGGCGUCUUCGAGAAGCAGCUGCAGAAUGAAGUCUUCCAAGCCGAGAUGGAGCGCAAGCUGGCCCAGCUGCUCAGCGAGGUUCUCUCCAGACGGCGAAUGUGGAGAAGGGCCACCCUGGCCUCGGGCAACAACGUGGUGCAGGUGGUGAAUGUGUCCAGGCUGGAGGGGGAUGACCACCCCGUACAGCUCAUUUACUUUGUGGAGGAUCGAGAUGGAGAAAGACUCAGUGCAGUCAGGUCUUCAGACCUGAUUAACAAGAUCGAUGUCCAGAGAGCCGCCAUCAUCCUGGGUUAUCGGAUCCAAGGAGCCAUUGCCCAACCGGUGGACAGGGUGAGGAGGCCGUCCAUGGAGUCACAAAGCAACAACCUCUGGGUCAUCGUGGGUGUGGUCAUCCCGGUGCUCGUGGUCGUGGUGAUCCUGGUCAUCCUCUACUGGAAACUCUGCCGCACGGACAAGCUGGACUUCCAGCCUGACACCGUGGCCAACAUUCAGCAGCGCCAGAAGUUGCAGAUCCCUAGUGUGAAGGGCUUCGAUUUUGCCAAGCAGCACCUGGGCCAGCACAAUAAAGAUGACAUACUGAUCAUCCAUGAGCCAGUGCCCCCUCCAGGACCUGUGAAGGACCACACGCCCCCCUCUGAGAAUGGAGACGUGCCCAGCCCCCAGGCCAAGGUCCCCGCCAAGAGCCUCCGCCACAGAGGAAGAGUUUCUUCCUCGGAUGCCGACUCGACUGUCAGUGAGGAGCCCAGUGAGAGGGAGGUGGGAGACAAGCCCCCCGGAGCGGUCAGCGACGGCAGGCCCCCCCGCGGCCCCCAGAGCGGGCCGCCCCCACCCAGCUCGGGCCCCGAGCAGCACUCCUCGGCCUCCAUCUUCGAGCACGUGGACAGGAUCUCCCACUCAGCCGAGGCCAGCCGCCGGGUCCCCAAUAAGAUCCAGCUGAUUGCCAUGCAGCCCAUCCCAGCUCCCCCGGCCCAGCACCCUGCACUGGGCGACCGAGUGGCGGAAACCAACAAAAUUAACAAGGAGAUUCAGACUGCGCUGCGGCACAAGUCGGAGAUCGAGCACCAUCGGAACAAAAUCCGGCUCCGCGCCAAGCGCCGCGGGCACUAUGAGUUCCCGGUGGUGGACGACCUGUCCUCGGGCGACACCCGGGAGCGCCACCGCGUGUACCGCCGCGCACAGAUGCAGAUCGACAAGAUCCUGGACCCCACGGCCAGCGUGCCCUCUGUGUUCAUCGAGCCCAGGAAGAGUUCGCGGAUAAAGCGAUCUCCCAAACCGCGCCGGAAGCACCAGGUCAACGGCUGCCCCGCGGACGCCGAGAAGGACAGGCUCAUCACCACGGACAGUGACGGCACCUACAAGCGGCCCCCCGGUGUGCACAACUCGGCCUACAUCGGGUGCCCGUCUGAUCCCGACCUCCCAGUGGAAGUCCAGACGGUAUCCUCGACCGAGCUGGGGCGGUACCCAGGCUUGCCCUUCCCGGCCUCCCAAUACAUCCCGCCCCAGCCAUCCAUUGAGGAGGCCCGCCAGACCAUGCAUUCCCUCCUGGACGAUGCCUUCGCCCUCGUGGCCCCCAGCAGCCAGCCGGCCGGUGCCGCGGUUGCCAGCCCCGGGCUCCCCGCCGGCCUGCCUGUCAACAGCACCCCUUCCCGGGAAGAGAGGAGAGCCACCCAGUGGGGUUCCUUCUACAGCCCAGCUCAGACAGCCAACAACUCGUGCAGCAGAUAUGAAGACUAUGGAAUGACUCCCUCAUCGGGCCCACUGCCAAGGAUGAGCUUUGGCCCCGGUUUGCUACCGUCCUCCUCGGACUUGGGGCCUCUGGAGUCCGCGGGGCCUUUGGAGUCCGCGCAGCCCCAGGCGGAAGCGCCCUUCGCAGCCCGCGGGAUCUUCUCGGAGGAGGUGGCGUCGGUGGCCCGGCCCCGGCCUGUCGGGGGCACCACAGGUUCCCAGAUCCAGCACCUCACGCAGGUGGGGAUUGCAAGCAGGAUUGGCGGUCAGCCCGGGGAGGCCCCGCCAGGCCGGGGUGGCCAGUAUGGGGGGCCGGGAUGGAUCGUGUACGGGGAGGACGAAGCUGGGCGGAGAGAGGCUGUGCCAAGGACUUCGGCCAGGGAACCGACGGCCCCGCCCGGGAACCUCCCGCCCAGGGCUCUGCAGGGCCCCGGGCUGCCUUACGCCCCCGGCGGCUCCACCGAGGACCUGCAGCCCGGCCACUCGUCCACGUCUCUCAUCAAAGCCAUCCGCGAGGAGCUCCUGCGGCUCUCCCAGAAACAGAGCGCCGUGCAGAGCUUCCGCAGCUGA